Moneuplotes crassus is the source of this 2428-nucleotide messenger RNA. The record is from the annotation of a GenBank genome assembly. NCBI's taxonomy places the organism in Eukaryota, Ciliophora, Spirotrichea, Euplotida, Euplotidae.
UUUUAAAUAUUAUUCGUAUGAUCAAUAUGAACAAAAAGGUAUGAAAACCCAAUCUUAAGGGGAGGUUAACAAGCGAUUUCGCCCUUGGAAUUUUAAGAAAUUUAACAUUUUGAUGGCUUUGAGAUGGUUUCGAUACAAUAAUUUCCUUUACUAUCAAUUUUAGUUGAUAUAAUAAGUUAGCAAACUACUUCACUUAGCGUUAAGCGCUACAGAGGUAUGGGACCAAUCUAUAUUUACUCAUCUGUGGAAAUUUACACUCGAUGAAUUCUUCAAAUAUUGGAAAAUGAAUGAAAACGCUACUACGAAAAUUUUGAUCCGGAUCUAAACGGAAAUGCUAUCCUCGGCUUUUGAAUCGAAAUCGAAUUUUCUUAAAUCCUAUAUGAUAUCCUGGUGUGAAGGUGAUACUCUAAUUUUGGUUCCAAAAGUUUAAUGAGAGUUAUCGCUAGGAAUAAGAAUCCACAGAACCAGAGUUAGCUAAGCCCUAUUAGGACGGAUUACCCUCCUCUAGUGCAAGAAGUAGACAUUUUCCUUUACUUGCCCAGACUUUUCUCUAUUUCAGCCGUUUGAAACUGAUUCUGAUGCUUUGGGUAUAGCAAACAGGAGUAAAGUAUAAUGAGCUUCCAGUCAAAAGAGCCAGACUACAGAAAGAAGGAAAGAAGAUAUUUACUUCAACGAAAGAGCCUAAAGCAUCUGAAAUUCAGGCCAAACUUAACCACUAUGCGUAUCAGCCCAAGAGGUCGACUGCAAGAAAACUUAAGUACUACUUUGGCCCUUAUAGCCAGUACGAGUGAGUUACUAAAUAUGCUCCAUUACCUUUCGGUCCAAAAGAGAACGAAGAGAAGCCGAACUCCGGACUUUGGGGAAGACUCACUAAUUAUAUCUUUGAAGACAUGAACAAGACUAUUAGCAUCAACAAUAACUCCAAUGUUAAGAGGAAAAACUUUAUUAGACUCAGCAACCAGAAAAAGGGAGAUGAGAGUACUACUGGGACCAGACUGGUGUGUGACCAAAUUUCAUUACAGGAUACAGUGCAGAAGCAGAACUUAAUUAGAAGUCCUGAGCCGAAGAAGAGUAUCCCAAUGCUUAAGUUCAAGACUUUCAUAGGUACGAGGAAGAAGAGGAACGAAUCCUUGCAGACAAAGACUCCUGUGUUACACAAGAAGGAGUUGGAUAAGUAUUUACCUACUAAGAUAUUUCCUGUGUCUCCUUUGAUAAAUAAGAAGAAGAUUACGUUUAAGAAUUCAGGACACUUGGAACAGAUUGCUAGAGUCAGAACUCAUAAUAUUUACAACCCCACCACUGGAGAUUUUGAUAGAUUGUGCAGGAGGAACCUAACUUUUGGUCUGAAGAGUCAUAAUACUAGUCUCGAUGAUACUAAGAAUACUAGGGCAUCCAGCCAGUUGGCAACCGAAACAGUUAAAAAUCGCUAUGAGUCUUUGGUAAACCAGAAAUUUAAGCGUAAAGUGAAUAGGAAGGCAUCUGAAGGUGAUAAAAUGAAAUUACUAUAUACAUCUUUUGGUUACAGGCUUCACCAGGAUUCUAAAUUUAGAAGGAAGAUGAUAAGCCGUGCAGACAAGAGGUUCAAUAGCAUUGACGCAUGCGAGUUAUUAUAACCUUAACUGUUUAGUAAAUUUGUGGAGUUCCAGUACCCCUUGUCUAAAUUUAUCAAAUUUUUGCUUCUAAAUUUCUCAAGGAAAUUUUAGAACUCUUUGGAAUAUUUGUAGGAAUUUUUCAUUUUGAAUUCCUGAUUUGAGUACGGAUUAUGAAAAAUUUAUUUUCGAUGCCUAGUUAGCAUUUGAUAAUAAAUUAAAGAGUUUCAUUGGUUUUAGAAUUUGAUGGACGUUUAUGAAUGAUCUGGCAAAUUUUGAGAUUUUAGAACUGGAUUUUGCACCCAGAGAUAACAAUUAGAGUUAGGUUUUUUAAAAAAGUUUUAAUGAGAUUCCUGUAUUUUAGUGGGUAAAGAAUUAUUAAAGUGGUAUUUAAUAAGCCAGAUUACAAAAUUAGGUAAAUAUGAAAAAUUUCUGACUUGAGGUUAAUUUUUUGUACUAUAUUGUUAGAUAUAAAAGAAGAAAAGUUAGAGGUUUUAUCUAUAUAAACUUAUGUCAAUAGAUUACUCCAUUUUCAGUAUUGGCUUCCAUGUCAAUCAGUGAAAUCUUCAAAAAUGUUGGUUAUUAUCUAGUCAACUCCUCUCCAAAGCACAGGUCAGAGUCUGCCAGUUAUUUUAAUAAUAUUCUGACUCUAGAUUCCUACUAGUCAAGGGUUUCAAUUGAGUAUCUAAUCUUCCAUUAUUUUAAGCAAAGUUUCAUAUCUAACCUAUUGGCUUCAAUAGAGACUUCAAACAUCGCAAAAGUUCGGUAUCUUUUCAUUUGCUCGCAUCUAGCCACCAAGAAAUUCCUCGGAUUAUAAAGAAUUUAUUCUGCCGAAAUCU